AUGAAUGCUGACUAUGAUGCGCUGGCAGACUCAAAUAUCAACCAAACACAUAGCAGUGCUAGUCGCCAGCAUGAAUCAUCAGGAGACAAGAGAACUAAAUUGCAGCAAUCGAGACCGAUUUGUCGCUACUUUGUGACAGGGAAAGGGUGCCGUGCAGGGAAUCAAUGUCGCUUCCAACAUAUUAAGCCAGUGGAACCUUCCUCUUUGAUCGAAAAGGGCAAUUCAACAGAUGCAGAACCUCAUGCGCUCUCGCACACAAACCCGCGUGCUCUAAGCGCAACAACUGUGUCGAGUGCACGAUUGGAGCGUGCCAAUGUGAGCAGAGCGCCUGUCUCAAGACCAGUAGCCCAAGCAGAACUCGAUGAUCCUCGAGAGUAUCAGAUUACCCAGGUGGUUCGAAGACACAAACCCUUCCGGGCUGAUCUUGGCGAUGAGACCACUCUGAAAUUUAGGCUGUCUCCUACAGAUCCAGACUUCCCGUUUGAGCUCGAGAACGGACUGCAAUGCGUGCUACGUGUUCCGAGCACAUAUCCACGAAAUGGAAAGCCAACGCUUGCUGUGCAGAACCCUGAGAUGGCCAGGGGUUUUCAGAUUAACGUUGAGCAGGGGUUCAAUUCGCUUGUUAGUCAACAUCCGGGAAAGAGCUUACUCGCUCUUCUGAACGAGCUGGAUAAGAGCCUGGAGCGAUUUCUGACGUCGACAAAAGCAAACACGGUGAAGCUCAUCUCUAACAGACCUAAAGAGGUACCAGUUGUGCCUGAAAAGGAGCAUGUGAAGCCGGCUCCGGUUGACGUACCGGCCGUGCUGAGAUACGAUGUUGCUCAGCUGCGCGAAGCGAAAACCAGGCGUGAAGCAGAGAUUAGACAACUGGAGGCACGUCUUGGACGUUCUGACCUCUUCUCGAAAGUAGGAGAUGGUAUCGCCUUCAACGUGCCAUUGCAGAAUAUAUCUCACAGCGUAUUGCCCGCCUCGUUACAAGCAGUCAGAGACACAGCGUUGAUUGUGCCCGAAGUUUAUCCCCUUGAGCCUUGCACAAUCAUACUCAAGGGUGUCCACGGUGAGGAGGCCGAGCAUGUGGAAAUUGCAUUCGAGCAGCGUGUGGUUGAGAAGCCGGAGCUCAGCCUCAUGGCGCACAUAAACUAUCUUACGCAGAAUCUAGGCAAGAUGGCUAAAGUACCAUCAUCAACAUCGACCCAGGUACGAGAUGUGGGUGUCGAUCACGACUAUAGCAACGAAAUCAUGCCAUCAUCUACUAGCCAACAACAAACGGCGAAUGAGACAAUCGAUCCAGCUCGGCCACACCUCAGAUACAUGGCUCGUCCACCAGAAUGGCAGCAACCCAACAAGGGCAAUGUACCAGAUGAGGUUGACUCUUCCGAAUCUUCUGAGUACGAUAGUGAGGAGGACUCCGAGCAUGAAAUCGAAGACAGUAUCGAGGGUAUGGUUUUGCCAACCGCUAUCGAGAAGGGCAUCCAAAUCUCGCUGCCACGUCUUGAUAUGACUGGCAUCGAACUCCUGCAGAUUUCCAAGCUGUCAAUCGCGGUCAAGUGCAAUCGCUGUAAGGAGCAAGCAGAAUUCAAGGACCUCACACCAGCAACAAACGCUUCUGGUGUUACACAACGAUCCCUAACCUGCCAGAAAUGUAGUGCUGUACUUUCAGCCACUUACCACUUCGAGCUCAUGCAUGUCAAUUCAUCACGAGCAGGGCAUAUCGAGGUUGAGAAUUGCUCAAUAUCUGACCUUCUGCCGUCGCUGUUCCAGCCUACAUGCGCGCAAUGCAGCACGACAUACCCAUCACCACCAGGUGUCGUUGCUGUUGCAGGUGAUUCAAAGCUCACGAACUGUCGAUCUUGUCAUUCGAAGAUGACCUUCAGCAUUCCGGAGGUAAAAUUCCUCAACGUGUCUACGACAGUAUCGAAGACGACACUUCCACUCCGCUCGACCAAGCCCAAGGAGAGGCUAGGUAUCAGCGCAGGAACACCACUGCCCGACAACGGCAAAUGCCAGCACUAUGCAAAGUCAUACCGGUGGUUCCGAUUUUCUUGCUGCAACCGCGUCUUUCCUUGUGACAAAUGCCACGACUCAGCUACCACCAAUCCAGCACAGAAAGACAAUCCUCAUUCCAACGAGCAUGCAGAUAGAAUGAUUUGUGGUUGGUGUUCGCGCGAGCAGCGUUAUCAUCCUGAUACAUGCCGUAUGUGCGGACAUAGCGUUGUCAAGAAGCACGUCACGACGGGAUUUUGGGAGGGCGGAAAGGGUACGAGAGAGAAACACUUGAUGCGAAGGAAGGAGGGUCGUAAGUAUAAGGUCAGUGGGCGUGAAAAGAAGGAGCUUGAGAGCGUGAAGAAGAGUAAGGAGAACAAGGGUAAAGGCGGAAUGUGGUGGCCUGGUUAG
This is a messenger RNA of Lithohypha guttulata, 2394 nucleotides long. RefSeq lists its product as uncharacterized. Gene Ontology annotation, molecular function: zinc ion binding. The coding region runs from base 1 to 2394 and encodes 797 amino acids. The record is from RefSeq and is a predicted model, not a curated record. Lineage: Eukaryota; Fungi; Ascomycota; Eurotiomycetes; Chaetothyriales; Trichomeriaceae. The transcript has 2 exons.